This is a messenger RNA of Castor canadensis (American beaver), 4212 nucleotides long. RefSeq names its product TBC1 domain family member 12 (gene Tbc1d12). The record is from RefSeq and is a predicted model, not a curated record. NCBI's taxonomy places the organism in Eukaryota, Metazoa, Chordata, Mammalia, Rodentia, Castoridae. Gene Ontology annotation, biological process: regulation of GTPase activity. Gene Ontology annotation, molecular function: small GTPase binding; GTPase activator activity.
GGCGGCCGCGGCCCUUGCACCCUGGGCUGUCCUCUGGCCGAGCCUGCGCGGGGCACUCCUCCGGCGCCUCCUCGGGCGGCGGCCACCUGGCAGAUGGUGGGUCCGGAGGAUGCCGGAGCCUGCUCAGGAAGGAACGCCAAGUUGCUCCCGGUGUCGGCGCCGGAGGCCGUGGGCCAAGACGGGAAGAUGAUCCCGGCCACCGGCGGCUUUGGCGGAGGUGUCGGCGCUGUGGAGCCGCCGGAGGAGGCUGAAGAGGAGGAGGAGACGACGUCUGGGCAGCUCCUCCAGUGUUACCUCUUGGCGGCCGGGGGACCACUGGAGCCAGGGCUCUGUUACUGUCCCCUUCCCGGUGGCCAGGCUGGCGCCCCGCCACCCUCAGCAGCCUGGUUGCCGGGCGCGGGCGCCAAGCCCCGCGGUACGGAGGAGGCGGAUGCCCGCGCGCCGCGACACGGAGGCAUGACCAACGGGGACUCGGGCUUUCUGUUGGGCCAGGGCUGUCAUGAUGUGGAGGAGGAGCGCGGGCUGGCUCGCGUCGGAGACUCGGACUCGCCUCGCCGCCGCUCCUGCGGCCGCCUCCGCCUGGAGGGGCCUGGCGACCUGGGCGCGGACGGCGCGGGCAGCCCGUCCGACUGGGCCGCGCCGCUCGAGGACCCGCUGCGGAGCUGCUGCUUGGCGGCGGCCGACACCAAGGAACCCGAGGGCGCGGCCCCCGCCGCCCCGGCUGGGAGGACUAGUGGGAGCGCGGGCGCGGAGCCGAGCCCUGGGGUCCCCGACGUUCCCUUGAACUCUCGGAACACGUUCGAGGUGAGUCGCCUUCAGAGCGCCGGCGACCACCUGCCCUUCGCGGCGCACCCAGCGCCUUCGCCCGCCGCGGAGCAGGGCCCGGGGAUCUCGGCCCGGGCUCGACGGAGCGGCUUCGCGGACUUCUUCGCCAGAAAUCUUUUUCCAAAAAGAACAAAGGAACUCAAAUCAGUUGUUCAUAGUGCUCCUGGCUGGAAAUUAUUUGGUAAAGUCCCUCCCAGAGAGAAUCUUCAAAAAACUUCCAAAAUCAUUCAGCAGGAUUAUGAAGCACGAAAACAGGGAAUGACCUGUAAAGCCACCACCUCGUCUUCAAGACGUAAGAAUUUUGAAUUUGAGCCACUUUCUACUUACUGCCCUGAUCUUGAGGAUCGACCAUCAAAUCUUCCUGCUAAAUCUGUGGAAGAAGCUUUACGUCACCGACAAGAAUACGAUGAGAUGGUGGCUGAGGCCAAAAAACGAGAAAUUAAAGAAGCACAUAAAAGAAAAAGAAUAAUGAAAGAACGAUUUAAACAGGAAGAAAACAUUGCAAGUGCAAUGGUAAUUUGGAUCAAUGAAAUACUACCCAACUGGGAAGUAAUGCGUAGUACGAGAAGAGUUCGAGAAUUGUGGUGGCAGGGAUUGCCCCCUAGUGUUCGUGGAAAAGUUUGGAGUCUAGCUGUAGGAAAUGAACUAAAUAUCACUCCUGAACUUUAUGAGAUCUUCCUUUCAAGAGCAAAAGAACGAUGGAAAAGCUUCAGUGAAACAAGUUCAGAUAAUGAUAUAGAAGGUAUAUCUGUUGCUGACCGAGAGGCCAGUCUGGAAUUAAUUAAGUUGGACAUAUCCCGUACAUUUCCAUCUCUCUACAUCUUUCAGAAGGGUGGCCCAUAUCACGAUCUUUUACAUAGUAUCUUAGGGGCUUAUACAUGUUACAGACCUGAUGUUGGUUACGUCCAAGGGAUGUCCUUUAUUGCAGCAGUACUCAUUCUCAAUUUGGAAGAGGCAGAUGCCUUCAUUGCAUUUGCAAAUCUCCUGAAUAAACCAUGCCAGUUGGCCUUCUUCCGUGUAGAUCACAGCAUGAUGUUGAAAUAUUUUGCAACAUUUGAAGUAUUCUUUGAAGAAAACCUGUCCAAGUUAUUUCUUCAUUUUAAGUCUUAUAGUCUUACACCAGAUAUAUACCUGAUAGACUGGAUCUUCACACUAUAUAGCAAAUCACUACCACUUGAUCUGGCUUGUCGAGUCUGGGAUGUAUUUUGCAGAGAUGGGGAGGAAUUUUUAUUUAGGACUGUAGGAAUCCUCCGGUUGUAUGAAGAUAUUCUCCUACAGAUGGACUUUAUUCAUAUAGCACAGUUUCUAACUAAAUUGCCAGAAGAUAUCACAUCAGAAAAGCUGUUCAGCUGUAUUGCAGCCAUUCAGAUGCAGAAUAGCACCAAAAAAUGGACUCAGGUCUUUGCAUCUGUAAUGAAGGAUAUUAAAGAAGGAGAAAAGAACAGCAGUCCUGCUCUGAAAAGUUAAUCUUCAAAAUUAACAGACUAACUGUAAUAUAAUGUUUUGGGGGUAAAAGUUUUCUGUUAUGUAAAAAGCAUGGAAGAAAAUAGAGAAAUCUGAAAGAAUCAAGAGGUGAAAAACUGCUGAUUUAAAAUUCCAAGGCUAAAGUAAAUGAAAUAAUUUAUUGACAGUAUUAAUAAAAAGGUAUUUUGUAGGGUGAGCCAUUUUUCAGAGGAAAAAGUUUAAAUGGCUGUUUCAUACUCCAUAAUUUGGAGUGAAUAAGUUAAUGCAAUAAAUUUUUUAAAUAGCUUCAGAGAUACUUCAAUUUUUUACAUCUUUUGUUUUCUAACAGUUACGACAAAGGCACUUUCAAGGUCAGAGUGGAAUUGUUAAAUACUACUCUAAUCACCAAAAUGCUAUAGUAUAGACAUUAUCUCCAGAUCUGAGUUUUUGAAGAUAUUGUAGAGUGAGAAUAAGCAGCUUUGGUUGUAAAAUGUUUGUCACUGAGGUUCCUGUUUGUCUUCAUUUAUACGUUGGGAAAAAUGUGAGUUAUCUGGGAACUGGAAACCUGGUGGGAGAUGGUUUCUUGUUUGUUUAAGAUGUUUUCCCUUAGUGUACUGUCUAUUUGUUUUUGAGGGGAAGUUCUUGUUCUUAAGGAAUUCCUAUCACUGCAAAAAUUUUAGCCUUUUUGUUUCUAGUCUAACAGAUUGUUCACAUUGUAAUUUAACAUUAAAUAAAUAACUGGUAGAAUGAAAGUUCUUUUUGCACUUUAGUGAACUGAAGACGUAACUUUGGGAGCAAGUUAAAAAAUAUAAAUGAGAGUUAACUUCACUGGUAAGAAUAAAAAGUAAGGAAUUCUGAGAGGUUUUAAAUAGCAUAGUACUUGACAAGAUUUUAAAUUCUUUUAGUUAAAAUUCCUCCUCUGUCUGUAGAAACAAAAUUUGUUAAUUCCAGUUUGAAAUUUGAAAUCUUAUAUGUUGCUAAGGCCAUGACUUGUAAAACAAUAUGCAUAUUUUUUUAAUCAGUGGAAAUAAGAGUAAAAGAAAAAGGUAAAAUUAAUUUUUUGAGUCUGAUGGCACAGCAGAUAAAGUAAUUAUUAAUCAUUGGUAAAUUGGCAUUUAAUUUUUGAACCUAAACUAAAUCAUUUGAAUGUUAUGAGUGAUAUCUGUAUGACAUACUAUUUGACUGUAAUAUUAGUUUGUAGUGUUUUAUGUUGCAGUUUGGUUUGAAACAUUUAAGCACAUCAUUUCUGUUAGUGGUAUAUGUAUAGUCUUCAAACUAACAAGCCUGAGAUCCUUGUUAGUGUAGUGACUGCCUCUUUAGGAGUAUGGGACCAAAGGGUGCCCAUAUAUUUUUACCCUAUGGGUCAUUCUAGCCUAGGGACUACUAGUGGAACCCUCAGAAGUUAACUCCUGUCAUAGGGGCUGGCUUAGUGGAAACUGGUAGUGUAAUAAAAUAUUGAGGAGAGUAUCCAGGGUCUUAAUAGGUUAGGUUGACCUUUUAACUCUGGUAACUAUUUCCUUGGUAUUAGUGUCCCUGAUAGAGGGAAUGUAACCUCUGGCAGUAAUCUCAUUGAGGUUUUACUACCUGCCUAUAUUUAAUAUUACUUUUAUGUAUUUGUUUCCUGAGGUGGGCCUAAGUUACUGUAUUUCUUUUUCUUAUUUUUUUAUGAUUGUACAGUUUCUUUACCUUUUAAGUAUAACUGUGUAUAUAAAAUGUAUAUACAAGGAAUUCACUAAAAACCACUAGCAACAAUUACUAUGUAAAUAAAACUUUUAAGCAGAGUUAUAACUUGAAAUGAGUGCUUAUUAUUUUUGAGAUACCUAAUUUAGUAAACUGCAUCUGGAAUAGGAAUAUACUUUUUUGGGGGAGGGAGGGUAUCAGAUUUCUCUUCCAAAGAAUGCAAUAAGCCUCAGUCUUUAGAGACUUUCAGUACUGGCAGUUAAA